UUCUGUAACGUUACCGCUCUGUGCCAACCUUAACUUUACAUGCGCGUCACUUUCAACCACAAAUUUAACGUAAAGCUAACGUCGGAGAUAGCCCUGCAGAUUAUUUUCAAUGGGGACUAUGGAAGAAACCGUUUCCUAUGAAUAGAGGAUUAGCAUUUGCAGAGGUAGUCAAUCAGCAGUGAAUUGGAUUGCAUUGCAUCGAGAGGACAAAAAGAGCAUGACAGACAAACCUAAGGUUCAUGUGUUUCUCGGUGCACCAUGCUCUUCUCUGAGUGCAUCAGCUAGAGAUGCUCAUGAAGACUCUAGUGAUGAAUGGAAAACCCUGGAACUGUCCUGGGAUCAGGGCCAGUUAAGGCCUCGGACCAAUGAUAGAGGGGUACAGGUUAACCCUGAUUCAGUGCAGGCAAAUAUCUCAUCAGGGCAGGUGAAUAUAGAUGUCAGCAAGGGUCAUUUUGAAUUGGCGACAACAUCUGAGGGGCAUUCAUUGCCAUUGUUUGAAGAAGAUGGAGAAAAUGUGGUCACUGCCAACCCUUCCCCACCUGUCCCACUAAGCCAGCGUUCUCAGAAAAAAAAUCUAUCACAGAAUGAUGAUGACCUUUGUUCAGAAUCACUCCAAGGCUACCUAGACAGCUGCUUUCCACUUGCUCAGCCUCUCACGGUGUCCGAAUGCCAACCGGCCUGCUCUGACAUUAUGUCUGUGGAGACUCUGUACCUCAGUGUGUGGACAAAGAGCCAAGCCCUUCUCAUGAAAAGGACAUCAGGGCCUCCUCCAGAACCAGCGCCUACAGGAAUGGGUUCCCCACACACGCCACUGACCCAGCAGCAGACUCCAGUGAUCUCCAGGACCUCGCCAGAGCUGUACAGCCCCCACUCCAGCCCAGGCAGCAGCAGCCGGGCAGUGGGAGGAACCCUGCAACCCUCUUUGGACAGAUUCUCCGAGAUUCUGCUGAGUCAGAGGCAGCAGGAAGGGGGUUUGACGCUGGAGAGGACGCCAGAUGGGCUGCUUUGCACUCAGGGAAUCUCUGCAGCAGUGGCAGCUCCAGCUCCUGUCGACAAAGACGGCCCACUGCAGGGAACUCCUCCGCCCUGUCUCGCUUUACCGAGCCAGCCUACACAGACUCCACCUGGCCGGCCCGCUCACAGCUCACCUGUCUCUCCUGCUCGGAAAAAGAGCAAGUUGUCUCCAACCACACCGGAAGGUCACCAUUCAAAGCCGAAAGCAUGGGCUGGCUGUAUAACUCUCCUGGCCAGAUGCAAAACACACGGAGUGCAGUAUUCGAUUUUAGCUGCUGUGGUGCACCCCUCUCACCUCCAGGAGGUGAAGAUGAAAAGGGGUGCAGCAGCAGGAAGUGCUAUUCCCCUGGCAACGUUGAUAGUCACUGACCAGUCGGAUGUGGAAAUGAAAGUGGUGAUGUGGAGGACCGCUGCCUUCUGGGUACUGACAGUACAGCCAGGAGAUGUGCUGCUAAUCACAGGCAUCAGGGUUCACGAGGACAAGUGGAGGAGGGAAACGGUGUUGCAGUCCUCCUACACAAGCAAACUGCUCAACCUGGGCCAGGUGACCAACAGCCUCUGUUCCUCAGUGCCUCAGGCAGUGAACAGACGGACUCUGGGAGAGCUGUGUGCUCAUCUGCGGGAGAGGCGCCCCCUUCUGCUCUCCCUGCCUCGUUGCAGCCAUCAGGACCUAAGCACAAUUCCCUACGCAAAACUCAAAGCUCUGCGCCCUGAUACCCUAGUCCAUGCUCUUGUCCGGGUCACACACACCAACAUGGUAACAGCCUGGCGGGAUGAGGCCCAGGGGAUCUCCCGGGUGGCUGGAGUUCAGAGAUCAGUGUUGACUGUGGAGCAAGCAGAUGGCCAUCAGGGGGCAGUAGUGCUAUGGGGUGCUGCCCUGGCAUGGCUGGAGCGCAUUCAGAAGCAUAAAGAGGCGCUGUGGGAUUUCCGGAUGCUUCUUGUGAAGCAGGAUGUGACCUCAGGUCUCCUUGAGCUUCAUUCAACUCCCUGGGGCUCCUGCCAGGUUGUCUCUCCCAGUGAUAACCGCUGUGCAGAGUUCCUCAAGCUGGGCCAGAACAACCCAACUAACUCCUGUAUAGAAAUUGACCUACGUACACUACUGUCCCAGAAGUACACAGGUGAUGUGGAGCUUAAAGCACAAAUAACAGGCUUCCAGUUUCAAGGCAGCCCAGCCCAAAACACCUGGCAGGUGAUUAACAGCCAUAUGAGCCUUGAGAGAAUUUUGGAGAUUGUCUCUGGAGACGUGACUUUCACCGGGUGUGGGCGCUGUGCUGUGGAGUUGGACACUGAUGACAAUGGAAUCUACAGGCCCUGCUACCCGUGCCUACCACACACUGCUGUGCGACACUACUACAGGCCAGUGGUACUGACGGUAAAGGAUGGUGAGUUCCAGGUGUAUGUACAGGUGCCUCCCACUCUGGUGCAGAGGGUUCUUCUGAAUACUCCCCCAGAUAAACUGAGCAAGACCGUGGCUCCCUCCUCUGAUGUUAGGCAUGUCCAGGUGGUGGCAGAGAGAAUCCAUUCUCUGUUGGCUACUGCCCACCGCAGCCCUUUUCUCCUGACUGUCCGAAGCCAAAUCCAGUGUGAUGAGAACAGUGUUCCCAUCAUCCAAGACUUUGUCCUGCUGGACUUCAGUCCAGUAAACCCAUGAGCCCCUGUUGUGGAAGCUCUCUGAAUCAUUCCUGGGCACGUAUCCAACUUAAAGAAGGGCAACUGAUGACAAAAGAACUGAGAGAAUCUGCACCUAAACAGAGGUGUGGGAUAAGAUUAUAUUAUAAUUUCAUGAAAUAGUUAGGGUUGAUAGAGUAGCCGCACACUCCUUUCUCUUUAAACUAUUUAUUAACCAACGUUUCAGCAGACAGCCUUUAUCAGGAUUCAAUGUAACUGAUGGCAACCAAUACCUGUGAUUUUGAACACUUGUACUAAUUAUUGUUUUUAUAAAAAUAUUUUUGUAA
Molecule: messenger RNA, 2969 nt
Organism: Alosa alosa (allis shad)
Lineage: Eukaryota; Metazoa; Chordata; Actinopteri; Clupeiformes; Clupeidae
Gene: shld2
Product: shieldin complex subunit 2
Exons: 9
Coding region: 218-2665 (815 amino acids)
Biological process (GO): regulation of double-strand break repair via homologous recombination
Cellular component (GO): nucleus; site of double-strand break
Source: RefSeq, a predicted model, not a curated record